Molecule: messenger RNA, 1244 nt
Organism: Saccostrea cuccullata (small rock oyster)
Lineage: Eukaryota; Metazoa; Mollusca; Bivalvia; Ostreida; Ostreidae
Exons: 9
Coding region: 46-1140 (364 amino acids)
Source: RefSeq, a predicted model, not a curated record
GCAGAAUGGUUCUUCUCAAGGUAUUUGGUGCAUGAAGAAAAAACAAUGAAGAAAACAAAAUUGCACAUCUAUGCAAUUUGGGGUUUGAUUUUUUUCGCAUCUAAGACAAUGUGUGAAAGUGACCCAUGUCUUACGUCAAACCACCACAAUCUUCAUCAUGCGGGAUGGAGAGGAUCAUCAUGUGGGUAUCAGGCCCCAGGCGUGUGCGACAAAAGGAUUGAUUCUCGAUGGUAUUCCGUUAAAGGAAAUGAUGACAAAUCAUAUAGAAAAAUGGUAGAAGGUCCCGUUGACAUGUUUUACUGUGGUGCAAUCAACCCUAUUUCCCUAAAACAUCAAGGUACCCAUCCAACCAUCUCCGAUGGAAUUGUAAAUCGCACAGCUUGUUUAUCGGGAUCAGAGUCUUUUUGUGAGAAAAAUAUUACGAUACAGAUAAAGAAUUGUGGUGGAUUUUAUGUCUACAAGUUGAAAAACACUUCAUCAUGCUCUUCGGCAUAUUGCUUUGGAAUUGGUUUGGAGUGUCCAAAGCCUGAUCCAUGUAAUCCAGAAAACCGUGUAACUCUCACAGUGGGUGAAGAUAGAUCAAAAACGUGCAAAUCAAGUAGCCUUAAAUUGUGUGAUUCGUUUCUGAAAAGCAGUUGGUACCGGAUACAAUACAAAGGAAGGGAUGUAAAAAUGCCAAACGCAUGUGUAGACCAACAUAGCUGCGGCACAACAUUCCCUAUUUGGCUUCAUGGCAGGGAACCCUCCAUAGAGGAUAAGGUUGCCGAUUUAAAAGCGUGUGUUAGUACCGGGAAGGGACAUAAUUGCACUUGUUCAAAGGAAUACAAUAUUCAGGUGAAGAACUGCACAACGUAUUUGGUGUAUAAUCUAAGCAGCACUCAAGGCUGUCCGGAGAGGUAUUGCUUUGGUUCAUCCGGAGAAUGCAAAGUAAAAAAAGAUUCUCAGUCGUCUUCAACUGAUUUUUGGAAAUACGUUUAUGGAAGUGUCGCAGCUGUUUGCUUGACAAUGGUUCUUGGUGGUAUUAUGUAUUUUCUCUACCGAAAAAUACAAAGCAGUCAUUUGAAGGUUGCGGAUGAAACAAAGGACUCCAGAUUAGGAAAGCAAAUAAAGCCAGUUCAUGAAAAUAAAGGAAAGAUGUAGGAAAUAAGUCUCUUCAAAAUGAUUGGACAACUAAGAUGUCAUCUCAGGAUUCAUGAUCCAAAAAUCAAUUCUUUUGAUGAAGAAUAAUCUAUUAACAACUUGUA